Messenger RNA from Xiphias gladius (swordfish), 1386 nucleotides. Its product is annotated as caspase activity and apoptosis inhibitor 1. The transcript is spliced from 6 exons. The coding region runs from base 135 to 1223 and encodes 362 amino acids. The record is from RefSeq and is a predicted model, not a curated record. NCBI's taxonomy places the organism in Eukaryota, Metazoa, Chordata, Actinopteri, Istiophoriformes, Xiphiidae.
UUUGCCGCUGUUAUCGGACGAAGAAGUCGUCGCUUGCCAAUGACACAAUAUUCCCGCGGCGUUUCAAUUUUAGCAAGUGAGUACACUUGAGGACAGCUUUGUGGAGAACAAGUGCUUAUUGUAGUUUAAAAAAAAUGCUCAAAAAGAAGACAAGUAGUACUGAUAAGAAAAGGAAAUACUCGCAGUCCGAAGAACGACAUGACAGCCAUAAACGCAGAAGUACGGAGCCUAACUUGGAGCAGGACUCCAAGGAAGAGCUCGCUGACCAAGAGCUGGACAGGAUUGGCAGUGACAUAGAGGAGGGGGGACUGGACCUCAGCCUGCCAUUUCAGCCCAUCACUGCUUACGUCGCUGACAAGCGCGAGAUGCUAGAGCAGUGUUUCCAUGUGCUGGGGGAGAAGAAGCUACAAAAGAUGCUGCCUGAUGAACUCAAGGAUUGUAGUUUAGAGGAAAUCAAAAAGCUGUGCUGGGAGCAACUGGAACCAAUCUCAGAGAAAAAUCUUAUUCAGAUUUUAGCAGGGGAAGAGCUGACAUCUGGAAAUGGGAAUGAAAAUGCAGAGGAGACCUUGGAAAGCCAGCAAGACAAUAAUGUAGACUCUACAUCUUGCCUCAAAGACACAGCAAAAACGGAGGACCUAAAGCAAGAGGGUGGUGGCUCAGGUGAAGAGAGUGAUGUCUUAAGCAUAAAUGCAGACACUUACGACAGUGACAUAGAGGGACCCAAAGAGGAGCACAGUGUUAAAGCUGUGGACGGGGCAGUGAAAUUAGGGGACAGCAGUGGGGAGGUUGCUGACCCAGCUGUAAACCCUGACCCUGCAGAUCCAGAGCCUCCCACGGUCUCUCAACCAAUGGAAACAAAGAAAGACAUUCAAAGCGACAUAGACAGAAGCGUUAGUGAGAUUUUAGCGUUUUCGUCCACUUCAAGCAAAGAGGUGGCUAAAGAACCGAGCGCACCACUGCAGUCUACAGAUGUCACUUUACCUGUUCAAGGCGGACCGGUUUCAAGUCAAGCACCCGCAGCUAGUCAGCCAUCCAUUCAACAACUGGAGCUUCUGGAAUUGGAAAUGAGAGCAAGGGCCAUCAAGGCUCUGAUGAAAGCAAGUGAUGGGAAAAACCCCCUGUGGCAAAAAAUGUUUAAAAUGGUUUAUUUUUAUGUCUUUUUAAAUGGUGUUAUACACUUUAAAGAACUCAGUUUACAGAUGGCGAAUUUAAUUUGUUUUUGAACAAUUUACAACAUAGAUCAGAUUUUUUUUGUUUUGUUAUUUAAACCCAUGGUUUUGUCCUGAGUGUACCAUUCAAGUCACGUUGCAUUAUUACUCCAUAUUGGAAUGAUGUUGCAGACGGUUUAAUGCCAAAAUAAACACACAAAGACCUGUUUUACUCCUA